This is a messenger RNA of Acaulospora morrowiae, 315 nucleotides long. The record is from the annotation of a GenBank genome assembly. Lineage: Eukaryota; Fungi; Glomeromycota; Glomeromycetes; Diversisporales; Acaulosporaceae.
AUGAAGAGAAUUAGGGAGAAAAAACUUCGGGAACAAAACUCUUUAUCAUAUGAUAAAGAUAAUUCAUCGUGUGAUAUAAAAACCGUUUCCCAAGGAAACGAUCAACAAAAAACAACCACAAAUAUUGCUUUACCAGCGGAGGAGCUUGAUGAUUCUGAUGAAAUUGAGCUUACUAUAAAUCAAAAUAUAGAAUUAGAUUUAAUACGAGAUUUACAGAAUGAUAUGCUUAUUGCUAUACCGGAUCCCAUAGAUACACCUCCCGAAGAUAUCAUUGAAUGCCCGGCAAUGAUCACUAGACCUCAACCUUCUGAAUAA